AUGCUCACUGAAGUAAUGGCCAUAGAUUCAAAGGGUAAUUGUGAUAUUUCCAGAUCUCAACUUCACAUUCCUAUAUGGUGGUCACUUCAAUCUUAUGAUACUUCUUAUUAUGGUCUCAAUCCUGCCGUACUUGCCAAGGCUGCCAACGAAUACCUGAAAUACGCAAAAAGCGCUCAAGAAAUUGCCAGUGGUCUCCGACUUGGUCAAGAUGCUUUGAAUUGGAUGUCUAGGUCUACAACCAAUCAAGCUUCUAAAGAGAAACCCGAGACAUCACAAACAACCCCAAGUGGAUCUAAGAAGAAAGAAGAGCCAGAGCCAUUAAACAUUGAUAAGGAUUAG
Melampsora larici-populina 98AG31 is the source of this 339-nucleotide messenger RNA. RefSeq lists its product as uncharacterized. The coding region runs from base 1 to 339 and encodes 112 amino acids. The record is from RefSeq and is a predicted model, not a curated record. The transcript has 2 exons. Lineage: Eukaryota; Fungi; Basidiomycota; Pucciniomycetes; Pucciniales; Melampsoraceae.